AUGGGUGUUCCAUGGCUAGAUCAACCGCUCUCGCUCGCAUGGCAUCCGCCGAACGAAUGUUCGCUGAACAAUACCGCUCAAUGCGAGUACCAGCUGGGAUACUGGAGAAACUGGAACAUCGCAGACUACCACUAUGCGCUCCCAGCUGUGGCAUUCUUUCUGGUCGCCAUCGUACUCUUCGCCAUCGCCAACAUUGCCGAAGAGUUCCUGCCAAAAGUUGCAUCGCAGUCAGGUCUCGCACGGAGAGUCAAACGCGUUGCUCGAUAUCUGUCGUAUCGUAACUUUCGCAUCAGUUUCUUGGACUGGAACUCUGCGCCGCUCGGUCUGCUGCUGUUGGGAUCAGUCGGGCUCAUCUACUUUCUAUGCAUGACCCUCGUUCCUCAGCCGUACUACUGGCCAAACACCCCAACAGUCGACCACGGCGACCAACCGCCCAUCGUCACAAGAUCAGGCUGGCUCUCAAUCGCCUGCCUGCCAUUCGUCUUUGCAACGGCCGGGAAGAGUAACCUGAUCACCGGCAUCACAGGCGUCUCCCACGAGAAGCUGCAGGUCUUCCAUCGAUGGAUCUCAUACGCUUUCUUCGUCACUGCUCUUGUGCAUACAUUCCCGUUCAUCAUCUACCAUAUCUCGAUUGGUGAUAUGGUGGACCAGUGGAAUACGCAGAUCUACUACUGGACCGGGGUCAUUGCUAUUAUUGCCCAGGCUUGGUUGACCUUCGCUUCAUUUGGCCCUCUUCGCGAAUGGUGCUACGAGUGGUUCAAAUUCUCACACUUCGCCGCCGCCCUGAUUUUCAUGAUCUUUCUCUUCUUCCACUGUGACGGCGAGUUCUCAGCAUGGCCCAGAGACUACUUCGUAGCAACCGGCGUUCUGUUCUCAGUCUCCUGGCUUCACCGGCAGAUCAGGAUAUACUUUGAGCACGGCUUCGGCCACAAGGCUGAGCUGCGUCUCGAGGCAAAUGGCUUCAUCAGAGCCAGCAUACCCACGUCAGCUACGUGGAGAGUCGGCCAACACUUCUUCGUCCGCUUCUUGACACCUGAUCUACAUGCUCUCACGACACAUCCGUUCACGGCAUGCUCGUUGCCUGAGCCAGCAGAUAUGCACGAUUCGAAAGCGAAUGAGCUGGUUUUCUACAUCAGACCCCGUGGCGGUAUGACCGCCAGACUUGCUCGUUCUCUCGAAGCCAGUGGCCAGAGGUCUUUGCGAGUGCUGCUGGAUGGUCCAUAUGGCGGAGUUGAUAUGCGCAAGCUUGAGAGCAGCCACCGGACAGUCAUCAUUGCCGGAGGCUCAGGGGCUGGUUGGACUCUGCCAAUUGUAGCUGCUCAUCUCAGGAAGCUGGGGUUUCUCACUUCGUCUGGCCAAGGCGACGUCUUUCCCAAUCUGAGACUCAUCCUAGCAACUCGGAACAUUGACACCAAGCAGUGGUUUGAGGAUGCGGUCCGCGAUCUGAUUUCCACCUUCGACCCCGAGAAACGACACAGCCUCGCUGAGGUUGACAUCUUCUACACGGGGAACGAGCCAAGCUUCGAACGACCACAGCUACGACAGCGCUCAUCCGAGAAAGUGGUAUCAGAUGAAGACUCAGUGUCCAAGGCCAUCGCAGCCAAGGAGACCAUCAGCAGCACGAGCUCUACCUCCUCUUCGAACCGGAACAUCGAGGUCCGCCAUCACACCGCUAGACCAGACCUCCUCUCAAUGCUCAACGAACAAGGCGCAUCGCUGAAUUCUGGCACACAGCUUGGUGUUUACGUCUGUGGCCCGUUGUCCAUGCAAGCGUAUGUGGCGAAUGCAGUCGCUGCUCAGCAGCUGUCGACGAUGAAAGAUGGGGCGAGGGAUAUCUAUCUCCACAUGGAGCACUUUUCGUGGGCGUAG
This is a messenger RNA of Zasmidium cellare ATCC 36951, 1869 nucleotides long. RefSeq lists its product as uncharacterized. The record is from RefSeq and is a predicted model, not a curated record. Gene Ontology annotation, molecular function: ferric-chelate reductase activity. The transcript is spliced from 6 exons. Gene Ontology annotation, biological process: intracellular iron ion homeostasis; iron ion transport; copper ion import. Lineage: Eukaryota; Fungi; Ascomycota; Dothideomycetes; Mycosphaerellales; Mycosphaerellaceae. Gene Ontology annotation, cellular component: plasma membrane. The coding region runs from base 1 to 1869 and encodes 622 amino acids.